AUGUCUUCGCGCUCUGAUAAGAACAACCGGUCUCCUUCCAUACUGCUUAUAUCGUUGUCGUCAUCUGGCAACACCAGAAAAUAUUCGAAGGAUCUUCACAAUGCCUUCGAAGCGAACCAUGUCAAUACCAACGUCGUCAAAGAUGCCAAAACCGCCAUCAACCAUCUCUCUGCAAAGAAAAAGCCCCAGGCUAUCCUCGUCACAGAUCCUGCAAUCAUCCGUCGAAAGAAUUCCCAUGUCUUGGACAAGGUGCUCUCCUACGCCAGUGAAGGCGGCAGAGUCAUUUUCUGCUGCCACUUUCUCUGCAACAACAUCUACGACGCCGGUCCUCCCCCGAAAAAGUUCAAAAGAUUCUUCAAGAACCGACUCGAAGUGCCAUGGAAAAUCACCAUUUAUGGCCAUUCCACUCCAUACGCCAAUCCCCUCUUUGCCCACGGUGACCAGGUCUAUACCAAUAUCUCAGACGGUUUCGAUAACGACGGAAUUUGUCUUGAGAAUGUCGAAGUGGGUGACGCCAUGUAUCUGGAAGCUGGGCUAUCGAAAUCAAUUUGGACACCGGCAGCUUUUAAGUCUUUCUCGAGAGGCUGGAUUGGGAUUGUGGGGGUUAUUCCUUUCGAUGGCCACAACACCGAUAUUAUUUUGUCCAUGUGCAAUCUCGAAUAUUAUGGAUUUGGCAGUCGUUAG
Aspergillus wentii DTO 134E9 is the source of this 684-nucleotide messenger RNA. RefSeq lists its product as uncharacterized. The coding region runs from base 1 to 684 and encodes 227 amino acids. The transcript has a single exon. The record is from RefSeq and is a predicted model, not a curated record. Lineage: Eukaryota; Fungi; Ascomycota; Eurotiomycetes; Eurotiales; Aspergillaceae.